Molecule: messenger RNA, 3165 nt
Organism: Austrofundulus limnaeus
Lineage: Eukaryota; Metazoa; Chordata; Actinopteri; Cyprinodontiformes; Rivulidae
Gene: il10
Product: interleukin 10
Exons: 8
Coding region: 2311-2865 (184 amino acids)
Biological process (GO): immune response
Cellular component (GO): extracellular region
Molecular function (GO): cytokine activity
Source: RefSeq, a predicted model, not a curated record
AUCUUUGCCCUUUUCUAUAACCACCACUCUGAGAGGCUCAAUGCAAUACAUAUUAGAUCAUGUGGGCAUUGUUAGAGCCGCUUACAACCAUGAUGACUGAAUGGACAGGAAGUUGAAAUGACUAAAGAAUUCAUUGGAAGUCCAGAUGUCGGGCUGCAAGCACAAAACUCUAAGAAUGGCGCCUUUACACAUUUCAGUUCUCAAAAAAGCUCAUUGCACCUAUCCGGACCAUGAGCCAUCAACCUGCUGACGCCCAGAAAACGGGCUAUCACACCCACAAACACUUUAGGCAGGACGGGUGUCGCCCUGCUGGAAUGACCCCGCAAAAAAAAAGUUUCCUUUUUUUCUUUGAAGCUUUUGCAACAGAAACUAUCAGAGAAACUCGAUCACUCACAUGAACGUUUACUUCUGUUUUCCACAGUUUACAUGUUGCAUCAACAUAAACAAUUGAAACAGAUCUGUGUGGGAUUCGACGCGCAGACCCAAGCACGGCGAGUUGCUGUCGAAUGGACGACCAGUGUGAAAGUGAAAGAUGAUUGUGGUGACUUUGUAAGUAAAAACGAAUCCAUUUCCUCUAAAGGCGACGUCUGCAAGUACACGAUGCACCAGCUGAAAACUUGUACAAACGCACCAGAAUCGUGAUGCAUGCGGCUGGGGAAAGGAAUAGAAGGAGCCUGCAGCGCAGUGUGCAACUUAUCACUCCUGCAGAAACUCACAGAGACGACUGAAGUGCACAAAAGCUGCCAGAUGUUUGCUUGAAAGACUUUCUGGUGCUCCUUGGUGUUACAGUGUGAACCAACAGGACGGCUGAAUCGACGGAGUGAGAUAUCAGCAGUCUAGUUUCAGGUAAAGUGUUUGAAACUGCUGAUGGCAGAUUCUGAGCACUGCUAUGACCUCAGAAACAGGUUAGAAGGUAAGGGGUUAAAGUGCGGAGACAACAAAGAGACAACCUGACCGCACCAACACCUGAUCAGAUUCAGAAGUGUCAUGCAGACAAACUGAUGCAGCUUUGGCCUCCUUUUUUUUGUACUUGCACACAAGCCUUCUCUGAUGCCAUUCAGUAAAUCUCUCUCAUAGCCACCCACCCCCCUUUUUUUCUUUUCCUCUUUAGUGGUAAAAGGAUGCAGCUUUAUGUGUUUGUCAUGUGGUGGCUUUUUUUUUACCAGUUCUGAAACAAGAGGUUUAACUACAGAAGUCCUUAUUAGUAAAAAUGUUGUUCCAGUGCCAAAGGUUUAACUCCACAAAGUUGUGUUAUCAGUGUGAAAUACUCAGCUCUGAUGACUUCUCGAUUCUGUGAAGAGCUGACUAAAAAGCUGAUUCAUGAUAUUAGCUGGUGUCGUCCCGCAGCAGCUCGUGAGGUCUCUUUUGUGGACGAAAUGACGCCGACGAGAGACUUGUAGAUGCAUGAAGGGCUCUGUUCAAAAACCGGCUCUUUUCUGAAUAAAAUAUAUUUCGUUUACCGGCAGCCUCCAAAUGUCACAACAGAAAUCUCAGCUGAAAGUGGUUAUUCAUUUAAGGGUGUCCAAUAUGAGAGGAGUUUCCCAUCACCAACUUAGAGCUGACUCAACAAUUUUUUUUUUUACAUAAAUGCACUUUGAGGUUUCCGUUCAAAUGUUUGAAAUCUCUAAAUAAACAUAUAAAGAUUUUUUUUUCAAAUGAAAUAACUGUCAAUAAAAAACAGAAUAUGUUUAAAAGAACUUUAUUCUCGGCUCUUCCGAGACUUGAGCUGGAGUUAACUCGUCUUUGGUCAUUUUAGUUGCAAGUAUUUCUUGGAGGCUGGUCAUAACGUACAUCCUAUAAAUAUCUCUACAUUUCAAAUAAAAAACAUAUGACAAGUAAUUUAAUAGAUAUAAGCAGCGAGUUGAGUACCUUUCUUUUUUGCCCCACUCAUCCAAGACUAAAGGUUCAGCAGGGAAACCCGGAUGCCCCUCCUCCACAGCAACCCCCUCCAGCUCUUCUUUGAGGGUCUCAAGGCGUCAAACUCUCCGGCUCCUUGGACCUCCUCUGUGCUUCAAACCGGAGCGGAGUGGACGCUGUACAAAUUGGGAUGCAACUAACGGCGGCGAACUGCGCACCACAGCAGAGCGGAGCAGAACUGCAUCUAGUAAUACUCAAACCUCAAGUCUGCUCACUGAAGAAGGCGGCGGGAAGCACGAGAACUACGUCGAAGCCCAUCAGCUUCCCUCUCCUUCUGUCAGCGUUGUUACGUGUGUCUGACACACAGAGAGAAUCCACGGCGUCAUCAAACCACCACUUCAUGUCGUUUCCAUCCGGAAGACCGUCCCAGCCUGGAAGCAGCUCUUUGCAAGCAUGUCUCCUCGGUUUGUCCUCCUGUCCCUCCUGGCUGUCCUCUCCAUCUUCGCCACGUCUCGGAGCACCCGGGUUUGCAACAACCAGUGCUGCCGCUUCGUGGAGGGCUUCCCCGGCCGGCUGAAGAAGCUCAGGCAGGACUACUCCCGGAUCAGAGACUUCUAUGAAGCAAAUGAUGAUCUUGACACAGCGCUGCUGGACCAGAGCGUCGAGGAUUCAUUUAAGAGUCCGUUCGCCUGCCAAGCCAUAGGCGGCAUUUUGGGCUUUUAUCUGGACACGGUUCUGCCCACAGCGGUGGCCGGAGUCAGUGACGACGCCACCCGGAGCCUGAAGCCCCAUGUGGAGUCCAUCCAGCAGAUCUUCGAUCAGCUCAAGACUGACGUCACUAAAUGUAGACACUACUUUUCCUGCAAAAAUCAGUUCGACAUCAGAAAUUUAAACUCAACUUACACUCAGAUGGAGAGUAAAGGUCUGUUUAAGGCMAUGGGGGAGCUGGACUUGUUGUUUAACUACAUUGAGACAUACUUGGCAUCGAAACGACACAUAAACCUGUGAACUCUGCUCUUUUUAUAUUUAUAUUACUGUGCUCAUUUUGUUGGGGGGCGGGGGCACUUUUUGUCUACAUUCAGUCCAUAAUAUUCAGGAAUAUGAAUGCUAUUAUCAGGCAAUUGUUGUCUUUGUUGUUCAAAGACUCAAGUUUUAUGUUUUUGUCCCACGGACAAGUUUGUGGUUUGAGAAUGUUCUUGUGUCAUACACGUGAUUGUAUCAAAACUGUGCUAUUUAUUGCUUUUAAUAUGCAUUUUUAGUAUUUAUUAAGUAUUUUUCUACAGAUGCAAAUAAAGCCCCUGAAAAGAA